This is a messenger RNA of Penicillium egyptiacum, 2028 nucleotides long. The record is from the annotation of a GenBank genome assembly. NCBI's taxonomy places the organism in Eukaryota, Fungi, Ascomycota, Eurotiomycetes, Eurotiales, Aspergillaceae.
AUGUCAUCUUUAUAUGGAAUUAGCCAGGUAAGCUGGCCAGAACUUAUUCCACCGCAAUCUGCGCAGCCACGCCAAUCAUUAUUUGGAGGCCCAAGCAGCGAUGUCUUGCAACCUUCUUCGCAGCCAGAACCGCCAAGAAGUUCUCUUUUUGGAGGCCCCAUCGAGCGAGAUGUCCCUCUAGAGCCUUUUUCUGAAGAUCCCAUGGAUGAGGAGCCAGACAAAAACCAAAAUGAAUUCGACACGUUAAUGCGAGAACAGCCCUUGGCGUUCCCGGAUGACUCUGAUGACGAAAGCUAUCAGGAAAAUAAUCGUGGCAGAAGUCGCACACGCUCAAAAAGGACGCAGAAGUCUCAGCAUGAGCCAAUCUACUAUGUAGUUGACCGAGGUCUUGACCUGCCACCUGGCGUUGAGCGUCCCAAUCUGUUUGAUGGACACGCCACUUCGUGGAGGAACUACAACGCCGACGAUAUUGGAGCCUAUAAUGCAAUGGUCACCCACCGAACGAGAGAUUUGGCGGCUCACCUUUACAAUGCCCACAUGAUUCGCAGGCGAGCGCGGGACACUGCCCGGAAGAACCAUGGGAUCCUUGACAAAGCGCCACUCCGUGUACACAAGUGGUGGGCUGCAUGGCCUGUUCAUGCGGCCACAGUUCCCCGCCCCAAUGAGGUCAUCCAGAGGACAAUGGAUUCCCCUGAUAAUUUUCAGACGCAACCUGAUCCUCGACCCAGUGCGGAAUUGGAAGGAUGUAUCACGGCAUUCAUGCUAAAGACCUCCAAGGAGACCUUCCAAGCCCGAGAGUGGACUUUGGAAGAAAUUGAAGAUAACUUCCGGAAUAAGUCGGACGACGGGGAUGAACUGAUGGACGAUGAAUUGGAGAAAAAGGAAGAGGACGAAGAAGAAGCGCCUGUUGAUACAAGAAUCCUCCGGCCGACAGUGCUACUGGAUGAUGACAAAUCUCUUCGCCAAUUACGUCCGCUGGCCCGCAAUGUGAUUUCACAGGUAGACAGGCUACUAUACGGACUUCAUUGCGCCAUGAAGGGCCGCUUGUUCGAGGAAGACUCUGGUGAUGAGCAAUGGACUGAUUCGGAUGAAGAAGAUCACCCAAUUCGAGAGAACCCCCAGCUUGGAAGCAGAAGUAGAUCCCGCGGUCGGAGAAGUGCUCGACGGGAGUCUCAUGAACGGGAGUUAUCACGUCGUUCCAACAGUGCACGCAUGUCCACUGGACCGGAGACGGAAGAUGAAAGCUUGCCAGAACUUUCCCAGACCCGAGCACAGUCUUGUAACUCGUCUACUGGCCGCGAUAGCAGUGGUCGCAAGAAGGACCGACUCAAACUGCGAGACUGGAGUGAAGUUAUGGGACUGGCAUCAAUGAUGGGCCUCCCAGCUCCUGCGGUAAUGCGCGCGUCAAAGCGAUGCGCCGAUCUUUUCGGUGAAGACAUGGAAUUCCGAAUAAUGCCCGAAGGAAAGGUAAGGAAAAAGUGCAAGACAGAUGCUCGAGAGGAAUAUGUCUACACCGAAAGCGAGAGCGAAAGCGAUUCGGCACCGCCAAGUCCUCAGCCAAGCCCUCUGCCAAUCCCCCAGCCAAAUCGCAUGCCCGAACCCAGACCCGAGCUCGGGCCCAAACCCAAAGCUAAAGCGAAUAUGCCCAAAACCAAGGCAAAGACACCCAAAGCCAAGGCAAGGGUACCAAGCCAGCGACCCUCGAAGUACAUCACUCCUGCAGUCGUUCCUCCCUCUGUCUCUCCAUCACCAGCCCCGGAGACGCCGCCAGAAUCCGCAGAACCUCCUGCUGAGACCACAGAACAAGCAGUUGAUCAGGAGCCAAGGACGGUUAAACCAGGUGUUGGAAAGGGUCCUCAUCGGAAAGCGGAUAUUCUGUGUCCUGUCAGGUCUUGCACUCGACAUACGAAUGGGUUUUCACGAAAAUGGAACCUCAACCAACAUUUGAAAAAGGCUCAUGGUAUACAUGUUGCUCCUGGCAAUGAAGCCUCGAUUGAGCGGGAUGAUCCGGUUAUCAUGAUCGAAUAG